GGGAUAACAAAGGUCGGCCCCGGCAAGAUGGCGGCCCCCUUGGAGCUCAGUUGCUGGGGAGGCGGCUGGGGGCUCCCGUCGGUGCACAGCGACUCCCUGGUGGUGAUGGCUUACGCCAAAUUUUCUGGUGCACCCCUGAAAGUCAAUGUCAUAGAUAACACCUGGAGAGGUUCAAGAGGAGAUGUACCAGUUUUGACAACUGAAGACAAUACUAUUUCUCAGCCGGCAAAAAUACUAAACUUUUUAAGAAAACAGAAAUACAAUGCUGAUUAUGAACUUUCAGCAAAACAAGGGGCAGAUACGCUAGCUUACAUUGCUCUCCUUGAAGAGAAGCUUCUUCCUGCAGUGCUUCACACAUUCUGGGUUGAGAGUGACAAUUACUUUACUGUGACAAAGCCAUGGUUUGCUUCCCGAAUGCCUUUUCCCUUGAGUUUGAUCCUGCCUGGAAGAAUGUCUAAGGGAGCACUGAAUAGGAUUCUCCUGACCAGGGGAGAGCCUCCCCUCUACCACCUUCGAGAAGUGGAAGCUCGGAUAUACAGAGAUGCGAAGGAGUGCCUAAAUCUUCUGUCAAACAGAUUGGGAACAUCUCAGUUUUUCUUUGGAAAUAUGCCUUCCACUUUGGAUGCCUAUGUGUUUGGUUUUCUCGCACCUCUUUAUAAAGUACGUUUUCCUAAAGUUCAGUUACAAGAACAUUUGAAGCAGCUCUCCAACCUGUGUCGCUUUUGUGAUGACAUCCUAAACAGUUAUUUUAGGCUUAGUCUUGGAGGCAUCUCUCCUGCUGGACAAGAAACGGUAGAUGCAAAUCUGCAGAAACUGACACAACUUGUAAAUAAGGAAUCCAACUUGAUUGAAAAGAUGGAUGACAAUCUUCGCCAAAGCCCUCAGCUUCCUCCUCGGAAACUGCCAACACUUAAAUUGACUCCAGCAGAAGAAGAAAGUAAUUCCUUACAACGGCUCUCACCCUGACCAUCAUCAUGCUU
Molecule: messenger RNA, 980 nt
Organism: Odocoileus virginianus texanus
Lineage: Eukaryota; Metazoa; Chordata; Mammalia; Artiodactyla; Cervidae
Gene: MTX3
Product: metaxin 3
Biological process (GO): mitochondrion organization
Cellular component (GO): SAM complex; cytoplasm
Source: RefSeq, a predicted model, not a curated record